Antrostomus carolinensis (chuck-will's-widow) is the source of this 426-nucleotide messenger RNA. Its product is annotated as ras-related protein Rab-11B. NCBI's taxonomy places the organism in Eukaryota, Metazoa, Chordata, Aves, Caprimulgiformes, Caprimulgidae. Gene Ontology annotation, molecular function: GTP binding; GTPase activity. The annotation marks the transcript as partial. The record is from RefSeq and is a predicted model, not a curated record. The transcript is spliced from 2 exons.
UGGAAAAUAAUGUCUUUUCUUUCAGUUGUGUUGAUUGGAGACUCUGGAGUUGGGAAGAGUAAUCUUCUGUCACGUUUCACACGCAAUGAGUUCAAUCUGGAGAGUAAGAGCACCAUUGGGGUGGAAUUUGCUACCAGGAGCAUCCAGGUGGAUGGGAAGACGAUAAAAGCGCAGAUCUGGGAUACAGCAGGACAGGAACGAUACCGUGCCAUUACCUCAGCAUACUACCGCGGUGCUGUUGGGGCUCUUCUUGUCUAUGACAUUGCCAAACAUCUCACCUAUGAGAAUGUGGAGCGCUGGCUAAAGGAGCUUAGAGAUCAUGCAGACAACAAUAUUGUCAUUAUGCUGGUGGGUAACAAGAGUGACCUUCGCCACCUGAGAGCUGUGCCCACUGAUGAGGCUCGGGCUUUUGCAGGUUUGUGGACA